AUGUUCAGAUAUGCUCAACAAUCUCAAAUUAUGAAAUCAAAAAUACCAAAUCCUUUAGCUCCAAAUAUUAACUCAGGUAUGAAAUUGAACUCUGCAUCUACUAGCCCAGGUAAUGGACCAAUUCCAAUUCCAAUGUCAAUGUCAAUGACUCCUGUUGUUGUUGACAAUAACGAAAUGUAUAAUCAUAACAUGAAUAAUAACAUGAAUAAUAAUCAAAAUCAUAACCAAGGCCAUAAUAACAAUGAAAAUAAUAAAAACAAUGGUAAUCAUUUCCCAGCAUUUACCAGACAACAAUCAGAACCAAAUUUCAAUCGUUCACAUGGUAAUAACCAAAAUCAGAAACAAAAGUUUCGUCCUUAUUCCUCUCGUAGCAAUAACAAUAGUCAACAACAUCUAAAUCAGCAGAAUGUGUCUAUGCCUGCACCAAUGUCAUCCAAUCAUCAACAACAUCCGAAUCAUUUCAUGAAUAAUAAUAAUAACAAUAACAACAACAACAACAACAACAAUAUCAACCAUCAUUCUGGAUCUUCUACUCCUGUUUCAAUUCCUGGAACUCCAAUCUCUGGUUUCUCUACGCCAAAUACAUUAUCUCGUACAAAUACUCGUCAGAGUCAAAAUAACUAUCACCAUAAUCAUUACAAUAUUAAUAACAAUAAUAAUAACAAUAAUAAUAAUCAAAUCACUCCAGAUUCUCCAUGGUACCAAAAAGUCGUUGCAUUCGAAGAAUGCGUCUCACAAACAUUAUACAUGUCACAAACUCCAAGACGUAAAAAUAUAAAACAUCGUUCAGAACAUCCAAAUUCUAACGCAAAUCCAUUGUUUUGGGAUUCUAUAGGUAAAGCUAUGGGGUUAUAUCAUGAUUUAAUUAACACCCCUGAAUUAAACUCUGAUAGAGUCUCUAAAUUGGUUCAUCUUUUACAUAACGGUUUAAGAGCUAAUAGAAAUCAAUUGACUAGAAUGAAUAAGAAACCAGAUUAUGAUUCUCAAUCGUUCCAUAAGGAAAUGACAAAUUACCUUUGUAAAUCAUUAAGAGAAAUCUCUCAAGAUGUAUUAACAAAUAAAGUAGAAUUAAAUGAAUAUGGUGCAAUGCAUCUAAUUACAGCAUUCAAAGAAUUAUUAUUAUUUCAAGAAUCUGUAGAAAUUUGGAAAUCUGCAAUUAAUGGAACAAACGUUUAUACGUCAAAUAUUUUCUUAAACCCAAGAGUCGUGGGUGUCAUUUUACCAAUAUUAUAUGAUAAUGGUGUCUCAUAUCCGGAAAUACAAUCAUUAUACGAAAAAUCAUCAUCCAUGAUUAAUUAUUUCCAUCCAAAUUUAUCAGUAGGUAUGAUUAGAGCAUCAUUAUCCGCUAACGAGAAUGAAAUGGCUUUGAAACUUUUCCAAAAAUUAUGUGAAGAAUCUACUGAAAUGAAAUAUGGCUAUUUGAUCGAAACUCAUCUUUCAUUCAUUGGUGAAUGUAAAGAUUUAAACGUAGCUCAAACUUUCUUCGAUAAGGCUUUAAAUGAUGAAAUGCCAUAUAAGAUUGAUUUACAAGUUUCAUAUGUGAAAUCCUUUUUAAGAAAUAUUUGGAAUCAAACUCAUAAUUUUAACCACAUUUAUCAAAUUUGGUAUAAAUCUUCUUUACAUUACGGUAGAAACGUUAAUCAUGGUAUCUCAUCAUCAUUAAAUGAUACUUUCUUUGAUAUAUUUUUCGAAAAUUAUUCAAAUGAUAAAUUGGAAGGUUUUAAGACUUUACAAAAUUUAAUUCAAACUUAUAAUAAUAUUAAAAAUAUUGAUGAACCAUUCUUUAACAUUAUCUUGGCAAAAUGUACCAUUUGGCAUGAUCGUAACAUUUUAGAAUAUAUUGAUAAAAGUUACGAACAUUAUCAUAUUCCAAAAACAAUCGUUGCCUUUAGAAUCCUAUUGAAAUCAAUGGGAUCCAUUGAUGAUGCAAAUAAUUUGGAAAUUUUACAAAGAUGGAUAGAUUUAAUUAAAAAAUCUGAUGAAAUUGGUCAAAGAUUCAUCGCUAAUGCUGAUUGGGCUGCCUUAAGAGACGCAACCGUGACAUGGACACAAUUCAAAAGAGAUCAUGCUAAUGAUAAUGGUAAUAAUUUACCAACCAUUUCUUUAUCAUCAACUACAACCAGUACAGGUUACAAUACACCAAUUCCAACUACUGGUCAAAAUACUCCAUUGAGAACUCCAGCUAGUGAACCAAACACAAAUAACUCUGGUUAUUUACUUAACGUUGCUAUAACAAACAGUAUCAACAAUAAUAAUAAUAAUACUAAUAACCCUAAUGGCAACAACAAAAACAAUACUAAUAAUAGUGCAAAUUCCAAUACGGAAUAUUAUUCACAUCCAGCUUUGCAAGCAGCAAACGCAUCUGGUGCUUUCGAUGAUAUCGGAAAUGAUUCCUCAGAUCAAGGACAACAACAACAGCAACAGCAACAGCAACAACAGGAAACAGAUUCAUCCGCUCCUCCAUCAUCUUCAAACACCAUUGACGCAAGAAUGGUUUUAUAUUUGAAGAUCGUGAAACGUUUCUCUCUUUAUUGUCGUGAUUCUAGGCAAUUAGCUAGAUUAACCACAGGAACUGCUGUUAAAUACUCCGUUCUACAAGAAGUCUUAAAUCAAUUUCAAUCGUUAGUUGUUAAUGAUAUCCCAAUUCCUGAAUUACAAAACCUGAAACCAACAUGCGUAUAG
Molecule: messenger RNA, 2682 nt
Organism: Naumovozyma dairenensis CBS 421
Lineage: Eukaryota; Fungi; Ascomycota; Saccharomycetes; Saccharomycetales; Saccharomycetaceae
Exons: 1
Coding region: 1-2682 (893 amino acids)
Biological process (GO): establishment of mitotic sister chromatid cohesion; regulation of gene expression; replication-born double-strand break repair via sister chromatid exchange
Cellular component (GO): Scc2-Scc4 cohesin loading complex
Molecular function (GO): chromatin binding
Source: RefSeq, a predicted model, not a curated record